Molecule: messenger RNA, 1821 nt
Organism: Lachancea lanzarotensis
Lineage: Eukaryota; Fungi; Ascomycota; Saccharomycetes; Saccharomycetales; Saccharomycetaceae
Gene: HSF1
Product: LALA0S05e05864g1_1
Exons: 1
Coding region: 1-1821 (606 amino acids)
Biological process (GO): regulation of DNA-templated transcription
Molecular function (GO): DNA-binding transcription factor activity; sequence-specific DNA binding
Source: RefSeq, a predicted model, not a curated record
AUGAGUGAUCGCACGACAAACCAAAACAAUAACAACAGUCACAUUCUGAAUGACGAGGAAAUCCAAAGUAUAAUCAAUCCCAGUCAGACGGCGGCUGACAGCAAUCACCGAAACCCACAGCCAGUGGCAGAAGAUAUUGUAAAUCCCGCAUGGGAUCCUUCAAGUGCUAUGUCACCGUCCCAUCUCGAUCCAGUCCAGUCAACAGAGGGCUCGAUACAAGGCAUUUUCUCACCACUGGCUACCCAUGCGUCAUUGCUACCUACGGGCCAGGAACACUCCGGAGACAUCGUCAGACGCAGUACACCUUCCAGCUUUUACCCUGCAACUCUCAAUACCGAUACCGACCGCCCACCUGGUGUUCACGACUCGCUUCUGUCGGACUCAAUUCUCAUGCCCUACAGAAAUAGGCUACUGAAGCCGGUCCAAAAACCACAACCCUCUGUGUCACCCAAACAAUUACCCAAGCGGAAACUGACAAGUGCAAAAACCAGGCCCGCCUUUGUAAACAAACUAUGGUCAAUGGUUAACGAUAGUGCAAUUGCCGAUUUGAUGCACUGGGCUCCAGACGGGAAAUCUUUCAUAAUCACCAACCGGGAGGGCUUUGUGCAUAACGUUUUGCCCAGAUACUUCAAGCACUCCAAUUUCGCAUCGUUCGUGCGCCAAUUGAACAUGUAUGGCUGGCACAAAGUACAAGACGUACGAUCUGGAUCGAUUCAGGAGAAUUCCGACGAAAGAUCGCAAUUUGAAAACGAAAACUUCAUUCGAGACUCUGAAGAGUUACUGGAUAACAUUGUGAGACAAAAAUCGAGUUCCAACAAUUCCAAAGAUCUACUCGUAGGACAAAAUGGUGAGGAGAUGGAUUUAGGUAUAUUGCUGAAUGAACUAGAAUCUGUCAAGUUCAAUCAAAUGGCAAUUGCAGAAGAUAUCAAGCGAAUGUCCAAAGAUAACGAAUUGCUGUGGAAGGAAAAUAUGAUGGCUCGUGAAAGACAUCAGGCGCAACAACAGGCUCUCAAUAAGAUUUUGCAUCUUCUGACAUCUCUCAUGGGUUCCAACGCCCAAAAACUAUUGGGACAUGACCUUGCCAACCAGCUUGCCCAAACGAACUCCAGCUUCAACGAUAUACCGACGGGAAACAACAACUAUUGGGACCUGGGUAACCUGAAUAAUGCAAUGGCGCGUCCAAGACUGCUUUUGAAGGAUAGUCAAGCCCACGAUCUCUCCAAGAACCGCACCAACACGCAUAGUAGCGUUGAUCUGGGACGUGCGUCCUCUCCCAUACAGGAAAUAGGCCGCCAGUACAUUGACAACGCUUCAACCAUACCGACACACAUGUCUGCAAGUGACGCGGGUCAGAGUGCAAGCCGCAACUCACAAACCGGUCAAUCGGAGCCGGCAGCGUUCGAUUCAGGCUCAUCUGUGGGACCCAAUUUUUUCGAUGAUCUCGAGUCUAACAUCAAAAGACAGGGUGAAUCGAUCCAAGAGCUUGAAGACUGGAUCACCAAGAUGUCUCCGUCGCAUCACAACGGGACUGACAGUACGCCGGCCUCGGUAAGUGAGACAGCACUUGAUAAUCCUGCAGUCAGUUCCAACCAUAAUGAGCAGCCCACGCCUUCCAAUUUCGAUCUCCAAGAUUAUCUAUCCACUGCAGAUCCUAGCAAUCUCAGUCCACUCAUGCAGGAGAUACCGUCAGAACGACCCGGCAAACGCAAUCACACAUUACAAGAGGAAGAAGAAGGAGAAGAACACAACGAGGGCCAACAACAAAAGCGUCUACAGACGUCGGAAAAAAAGCAAAGGGCACGUAAUGGUGGGGAAAACUAA